Messenger RNA from Sphenostylis stenocarpa, 486 nucleotides. The record is from the annotation of a GenBank genome assembly. Lineage: Eukaryota; Viridiplantae; Streptophyta; Magnoliopsida; Fabales; Fabaceae.
AUGCCAAUAGCAAACGUUUUAAGGAUCAUGCGAAGGAUUUUGCCACCGCAUGCAAAGAUCUCAGAUGAAGCAAAAGAAACCAUCCAAGAAUGUGUGUCUGAAUACAUCAGUUUCAUAACUGCAGAAGCAAAUGAUCGCUGCCAGCACGAGCAGCGCAAGACUGUGACAGCUGAAGAUGUGUUGUGGGCGAUGGCAAAGCUUGGCUUCGAUGAAUAUGCUCACUCUCUUACCAUCUACCUUAAUCGCUACCGUCAAAGUGAAGGACAACAACGCAUUUCCAUGAGACGUGGUUCUACUUCUAUGCCUCAAAUGGAGAUGCCUCCACCUUACUCUCAUCCUCAUGGUUUUGAAAUGUUCAACUUUGAUCCCUCACAUGCCUCAGCUUCUGCUUCUCAUGCUUCUGGAUCAGAUGGAUAUGUUCCCACCUUUGAUCCUUAUGCUAGCUUAAAUACUAACUUAAACCUCACUGAUGAUGGUGCUAUGUGA